Molecule: messenger RNA, 766 nt
Organism: Oncorhynchus mykiss (rainbow trout)
Lineage: Eukaryota; Metazoa; Chordata; Actinopteri; Salmoniformes; Salmonidae
Product: galanin peptides
Biological process (GO): neuropeptide signaling pathway
Cellular component (GO): secretory granule; extracellular region
Molecular function (GO): galanin receptor binding; neuropeptide hormone activity
Source: RefSeq, a predicted model, not a curated record
GAAUCAUCCUAACCCAAACGAGAAUCACUACAUGGACAUUGAAGUUCUCUCCUCAUCUAUGAGCAUACCUAUUUUGAAUAAAGCCUUAUAGACGUUUACAUUAUAUUUUCUCUUCCACCCUUGAACAAAACUUUAAAGAUGCAGAAGUCUAUUGGAGUAGUUUGCAUAUCACUCAUUUUCUGCGCAGCUCUGUCAGAAACAAUUGGAUUAGUGAUUGCGGCUAAAGAGAAGCGAGGAUGGACACUGAACAGUGCUGGCUACCUUUUGGGUCCUCGUCGUAUUGAUCACCUAAUACAGAUAAAGGAUAAUCCCAGCGUAAGGGGGAGAGAAGAACUGCUAAGUCAAUAUGGCAUCGACGGUCACCGGACGCUCAGUGACAAGCAUGGCCUUGCUGGUAAGAGAGACAUGCCCCGGGACUAUGACUUCAAAUCAGGUUCCUUGAGAAUAACAGAUGAGGAUGUAUUACACAAUGUCAUUGACUUCUUAUCAUACAUGCAACUUAAAGAAAUCGGAGCUCUGGAUACCCUGCCUUCCUUGCUCACAUCAGAAGAGAUGAGUCAGCCCUAGUUCAACUUCAACAUUCAUUGAUCUAUUCUCAACUCUUCAAAAGCCUGCAAAGUACAUUGUCUGUGCAUAUCCCAUUAUACUGGAUACUGGUGUCAUGAUUUACAACAAUCUCCUAUACAGAGUAAACAUGUUCCUAUUAUAAUUUGAAAGAAAUGUAUUGAAUAAAACUUUUUGAAUGGCAAUACUUUUUUGUUCCUAU